AUGCCGCCACCACCGCAUAUCAAACCUGAGAAUGUCCUCAAGAGGGCCCAGGAACUUAUCGCCGUCGGUCAGGCCCCAGCUGCCUUGACCGUCCUCCAUGAACAUGUUACGUCGAAGCGUACCCGCAGCAGCCCGAUCGCCUCGUUGGAGCCCGUGAUGCUCCUCUUUGUGGAACUAUCUGUUGAUCUGCGCAAGGGCAAGGCCGCCAAGGAUGGCCUCUACCAGUAUAAGAACAUCGCCCAGAACACCAACGUCGGCACCAUCGAAGUUGUCCUCAAGAAGUUCAUUGAACUCGCCGAGUCGAAGGUCACCGAGGCCCAGGCCAAGGCCGACGAGAUCCAGUCUACCCUCGAAUCCGCUGCCCCUUCCUCGAACAUCGAUGAUCUUGAGGCCAUCGAAACCCCGGAGACCAUCCUGUUGGCCACCGUCUCCGGUGAGCAGUCUCGUGACCGUACCGACCGCGCCGUCGUCACUCCUUGGCUCAAGUUCCUUUGGGAGACUUACCGUACCGUCCUCGAGAUCCUGAAGAACAAUGCCCGCCUCGAGAUUAUGUACCAGUCGACCGCUCUGCAGGCCUUCCAGUUCUGCCUCAAGUACACCCGCAAGACCGAGUUCCGCCGCCUGUGCGAGCUCCUCCGUAACCACGUCCAAAAUGCCGCCAAGUACUCCUCCCAGAUGCACGCCAUUAACCUGAGCGACGCAGACACCCUGCAGCGCCACUUGGACACCCGUUUCCAGCAGCUUAACGUUGCCGUCGAGCUGGAGCUUUGGCAAGAAGCCUUCCGCAGUAUCGAGGAUAUCCACACCCUACUGAACCUAAGCAAGCGUCCCGCUAAGAAUGUGAUGAUGGCAAACUACUACGAGAAGCUGGCCCGUAUCUUCCUCGUCAGCGAGAAUUACCUCUUCCAUGCCGCAGCCUGGAACCGGUACUACAACUUGCUCCGCCUCUCCUCUGUGGCCCUUGCCUCUGGCCAGAGCACCAAGAAGGAGAACCCCUCCGUGACCGAGGCCGAUAUGACCAAGGCCGCUUCUUUUGUGCUCCUUUCCGCUCUGUCCAUUCCCGUCAUCAGCACCACCCGCUCGCGUGGCGCUCUCAUCGAUGUUGACGAGGCCCGCAAGAACAAGAACACCCGUCUUACCAACCUGCUUGGUAUGAUCCAGCCCCCAUCUCGCUCUGUGCUUUUCCGGGAUGCUCUGAACAAGGGUCUGCUUAAGCGCGUUCGCCCCGAGAUCCGUGAACUCUACAACAUCCUCGAGGUUGACUUCCAUCCUCUCUCUAUCUGCAAGAAGAUCACUCCCAUCCUGAAGCAGAUUGGUGCCGACCCUGAGAUGGAGAAGUACGUCGUUCCCCUCCAGCAGGUCAUUCUCACUCGUCUGUUCCAGCAGCUCUCGCAGGUCUACGAGUCCGUUGAGCUCAAGUUCGUCUACGAGCUUGCUCAAUUCCCCGAUCCCUUCCAGAUCAAUCCCGCCAUGAUUGAGAAGUUCAUCAUGAACGGUUGCAAGAAGGGUGACCUGGCCAUCCGUGUUGACCACAUUUCUGGUGUUCUGACUUUCGACUCCGACGUUUUCUCUUCUUCCAAGGCUCAGCAUGCCGGCAGCGCCGCUGGCUCUGCCGAGAGCGAGACUGGCUCCGUGCAGCGCCUCCAGAACACCCCUGCCGAUAUUGCUCGCUUCUCGAUGGCUCGUCUGGCCAAGACCCUUCACAUUACUUGCAUGUACGUGGACCCAUCUUACAACGAGGCCCGUCACAGCGCCAAGCAAGCCGCUCAGGCCCGCGCUCUUGCUGGAGCCGUGGAGGAGCACGAGCAGACUUUGGCUCGUCGUACCGUUAUCGACAAGAAGAAGGAGGCUGCCACCGAUGCCCUGCAACGUAAGCAGCGUGAUGAGGAGAACCGCAAGCGCAUCCGCACCCAGCAAUUGCAAGAAGCCGAGAAGCAGCGUCUGGCCGAUGAGCAACGGGAUCGUGAGGCCAAGCGCCUCAAGGAUGAACAGGACCGCAUCCGCCAGGAGGAGCUCAAGAAGCAGAUCGAGGAGCUCAAGACCGGAAUCAAGGGUAUUGACAUCAGUGAGUUGGAUGUUGAUGAGCUUGAUGCCAACCGCCUGCGCGCCAUGAAGCUUGCUCAGUUGGAGAAGGAGAAGAACGAGCUGAACGACCGCGUUCGCACCACUGCCAAGCGUAUCGACCACCUGGAGCGUGCUUUCCGCCGCGAGGAAUUGAAGCACAUCCCUGCCGACUACGAGUCGCAGAAGAAGCACGACCAGGACCUGUACGAGGCCCAGAAGGCUGAGACUCUGCGGGAGGCCAAGGAGAAGCACACCGAGGCUCUCGCCCUUAAGCACCGUCUGAGCCGUCUUGUGCCUGCCUUCUCUAGCUUCCGCAAGGAGCUCUCUGAGAAGCGCCACGAAGAGUUCGAGAAGCGCCGCAAGGCUGCCGAGCGCGAGUUUGAGGCUAAGAAGAAGCAGCGUGUCAAGGAGGUUCAAGAGCGCCGCCGUCGUGAGAAACAGGAGUACGAGGAGGAGGAGCGCCGCCGCAAGGAGGAAGAGGAACGUGUCACUCGCGAAGAAGAGGAGCGUACUGCUCGUGAUGAGGAGCGCCGUCGUGUUCUGGCUGAGGAGAAGAUUAAGCGCGAGGAGGAGCGAAGCAAGCUCGACGAGGUUGCUCUACGACAAAAGCAGCGCGAGGAAGAAGCCGAGGCCCGCCGUUCGCAGCGCAAGACUGUUGCCUAUGCUCCUCCCGCUUCCGAGUCUUCAGAGCGCACUGCUCCCCGUCUCAAUCUUCCCAGCCGUCCUGCCGGUGGCUCUAGCUGGAGAGACCGUCUGGCUAACAAGGAGGCAAGUGGCGAGUCUGCUCCCCCUGCUCGUGAACCUGCUCCUCGUGAGCCUGUUCGGGAAGAGCCUGUCCGCCGUGGAGGAUACGUCCCACCUGCCAUGCGUGCCGGAGCCUCUCGCGAUGCCCCCUCUUACAGCCGUGACUCCCCUCGUGAUGCCCCCCGUGACAGCCGUGACCGUGAUGCUCCAUCCAGCGGAGAGCGCUGGUCUCGCCCCAGUGCCCGUGAAAACCCCCUCUUCUUCUUCUUCUACCCCGGCUGCCAAGCCUGA
Messenger RNA from Penicillium taxi, 3099 nucleotides. RefSeq names its product putative eukaryotic translation initiation factor 3 subunit EifCa (gene tif32). The transcript has 2 exons. Gene Ontology annotation, biological process: formation of cytoplasmic translation initiation complex; translation reinitiation. The record is from RefSeq and is a predicted model, not a curated record. Gene Ontology annotation, cellular component: eukaryotic translation initiation factor 3 complex, eIF3e; eukaryotic translation initiation factor 3 complex, eIF3m; multi-eIF complex. Gene Ontology annotation, molecular function: translation initiation factor activity; mRNA binding. NCBI's taxonomy places the organism in Eukaryota, Fungi, Ascomycota, Eurotiomycetes, Eurotiales, Aspergillaceae. Bases 1 to 3099 code for a protein of 1032 amino acids.